CUGCGCACAGCGUGCUCUCGCCAGAGGAGCCGCAGUCUCGGGAGCGCCCAGGCGGUGUUUCGAUAAUCUCUGACCCGCCUCUCCUGCGAACCCGGCGUCAUUGGACUGCACCCCGGGUGGGGACGUCCGCCGAGCACGGGAGGAAGCAACGAUGCCGAUCAAUAAAUCAGAGAAGCCAGAAAGCUGCGAUAAUGUGAAGGUGGUGGUUAGGUGCCGGCCCCUCAAUGACAGAGAGAAAUCAAUGUGCUACAAGCAGGCUGUCAGUGUGGAUGAGAUGAGGGGAACUAUCACUGUACAUAAGACUGAUUCUUCCAAUGAACCUCCAAAGACGUUUACUUUUGAUACUGUUUUUGGACCAGAGAGUAAACAACUAGAUGUUUAUAACUUAACUGCCAGACCUAUUAUUGAUUCUGUUCUUGAAGGCUACAAUGGGACUAUUUUUGCAUAUGGACAAACUGGAACAGGUAAAACUUUUACCAUGGAAGGUGUUCGAGCUGUUCCUGAACUUAGAGGAAUCAUUCCAAAUUCAUUUGCUCACAUAUUUGGUCAUAUUGCAAAAGCAGAGGGUGAUACAAGAUUUUUGGUUCGAGUGUCUUAUUUGGAAAUAUAUAAUGAAGAAGUUCGUGACCUUUUGGGCAAGGAUCAGACACAGAGGUUAGAGGUUAAAGAAAGACCUGAUGUGGGAGUUUAUAUCAAGGAUUUAUCAGCUUAUGUGGUAAAUAAUGCUGAUGAUAUGGAUAGAAUUAUGACACUGGGCCACAAAAAUCGUUCUGUUGGUGCAACUAAUAUGAAUGAACAUAGUUCCCGUUCCCAUGCCAUCUUUACAAUUACUAUAGAAUGCAGUGAAAAAGGCGUUGAUGGUAACAUGCAUGUCAGGAUGGGGAAGCUCCAUCUUGUAGAUCUUGCUGGUUCAGAAAGACAAGCAAAAACUGGAGCUACUGGGCAGCGCCUGAAAGAAGCUACAAAAAUCAAUCUUUCACUUUCUACCCUUGGUAAUGUUAUUUCUGCCUUGGUUGAUGGAAAAAGCACUCAUGUGCCUUAUCGUAACUCUAAAUUGACUCGUCUUCUUCAGGAUUCCUUAGGAGGAAAUUCAAAAACCAUGAUGUGUGCAAAUAUUGGACCAGCAGAUUACAAUUAUGAUGAAACCAUCAGUACAUUGCGGUAUGCUAAUCGUGCUAAGAAUAUUAAAAAUAAAGCAAGAAUUAAUGAAGAUCCAAAGGAUGCUUUGCUUCGUCAGUUUCAGAAAGAAAUAGAAGAACUGAAAAAAAAGCUUGAAGAAGGGGAAGAAAUAUCAGGCUCUGAUAUCAGUGGGUCAGAGGAGGAUGAUGAUGAAGAGGGUGAGGUUGGAGAAGAUGGAGAGAAAAGGAAAAAAAGAAGGGAUCAAGCAGGUAAAAAGAAAGUUUCCCCAGAUAAAAUGGUUGAAAUGCAAGCAAAAAUUGAUGAGGAGAGAAAAGCACUUGAAACAAAGCUUGACAUGGAAGAAGAAGAAAGAAACAAGGCUAGAGCUGAGUUAGAGAAACGGGAAAAAGAUCUUCUUAAGGCCCAACAAGAGCAUCAGUCUUUGCUAGAGAAAUUAUCUGCACUGGAGAAGAAGGUAAUUGUUGGUGGUGUUGAUUUGUUGGCAAAAGCUGAGGAACAAGAGAAACUUCUUGAAGAAUCCAACAUGGAAUUGGAAGAAAGGAGGAAAAGAGCAGAGCAACUUCGCAGAGAACUUGAGGAAAAGGAGCAAGAACGCUUGGAUAUUGAAGAAAAGUAUACCAGUUUGCAAGAAGAAGCUCAAGGAAAGACCAAGAAGUUAAAGAAAGUUUGGACUAUGCUGAUGGCUGCAAAGUCAGAGAUGGCCGAUCUCCAACAGGAACAUCAGAGGGAAAUUGAAGGCCUUUUGGAGAACAUUCGACAACUUAGCCGGGAGCUUCGACUUCAGAUGCUUAUUAUUGAUAAUUUUAUACCUCAGGAUUAUCAGGAAAUGAUUGAAAACUAUGUCCAUUGGAAUGAAGACAUAGGGGAAUGGCAACUAAAAUGUGUUGCCUACACAGGAAAUAACAUGAGAAAGCAGACUCCAGUUCCUGAUAAAAAGGAGAAAGACCCCUUUGAGGUGGACCUUUCCCAUGUGUAUCUUGCCUAUACUGAGGAGAGCCUACGGCAGUCCUUGAUGAAAUUAGAGAGGCCACGGACUUCAAAGGGGAAAGCCAGGCCCAAAACAGGGAGAAGAAAGCGUUCUGCAAAGCCUGAAACUGUAAUUGACUCUUUACUUCAGUAAAUGUUACAGACUUAAAGUCAGAAUAAAAAUUAGUGAUAUCCUCAUGCCUGGACAAAACCUUUAAUUAAAACACUGAAGACUUUUGUGUUAUUUCAAAUAAUGGAAGCUGUAGAUCAUGCAGUAAGACUGGAACUAAUAAUUUGCCUAAUAACUUUUAGUCUAUAUAUAUUAAGUUAAUAUAACAUUAAAAUUGUACAAUUGGUAAUUGUUCAAAUUGUCAUAUUAGUUUUCAACUUAUACUGUGCAGGGAAGUUGAGAGAGCAGCUUAUACUAUAGAGAGUUGCAGUUUAAAUGUAUACAUAAAUCUGCUAGUGAUUUACUCAACUACUGUAUAUUUAGAUAACCGGAUAUUCAAAAUAGAAAAAAAAAUAUAAGUCCUGUUUUGCACAUAGAAAGUUGCAGGUCUAAUUGUCCUAUGUUUUCCUGUUACAUAUGAAUGUAUGGGCUGCAAAUCUAAGAAAUGAUUCUAUCCUAACACCCACCUGGCCUUUUAUAAUAUGUUCUAAUUUUUAUACUAACAUUCAUUGCAUUUAAAAUAUGAGAUGGGUGAUCUUAUUGAUCUAUAGAAAAUUUUAUAAUUCUAUAGUCAAUCUUUAGAAGUAUACAUGUUUAAAAAACAAAAGUUGAAGAUAUGUUUCAUCUGGACCUCUCAUGAUUUCUUUUUGCCACUUUGACUUCAAGUCAAAUUUUUUGUUUGUUUGUUUUGGUUUCAUGUUUCUUGAAACAUUGAAUCUGUACCUGAAUACAAAGGAGUCACAGCUGCAGAAAAUUAAGAAGCUAAAUACUGAUCACUAACAUUUGCCUCUAUGGCUAUUAUUUUUUUAAAUUCACUUUGAAACAUGAUUAACUGAUGCUUUCCUGUGUCUGAGUUCUAAAUUUUGAUGAAAAUUGCUCUGUUUCUCCCAACUGAGAAAGAUCUCCGUUUUCUAGAAAAUACAAAGCAAGAAAAGUAUCUUUUAAUUCUUUGCCUUUAAAACACUUUGUUUUGUCUUUCUUCUUAUUUUAUAAAGAAGAUAUUCUUCCCUGAAUUUCUUCCAUUGACAAAUCCAGUUAGACCAUACCUCUAAAAUAAAAAUUAUUUUUAUUUUAUAGUAAAAAAAAAAAAAAAAGUCAUAGAAUUGUUUGUUCUUUUGUUGACUGCUUACAAAAUUUUUAUUUUUUUAAAGUUAUGCUACUCCAAAACCACUAUAUAUAUAUAUGUAUAUAUAUAUAUAUAUCUCUUUUAUGAGUUUUAAAAUUAUGUAAUCAGCCCUGAAACGCAUUGGCUACAAGUUUUAAGACUUCAUAAAUGAGUAUUUAUUAAGUUAACAUUAUUUUAGUAAGUUUGGUUAAAUAUUGGUUUAUAAUUACAAAGAUGUAUAUAGAAUGGGGGUGAGCGAAUGUAGCGUUAUUUGUGAGGUGGUGGUAAAAAUGUGUCCAUAAAUUUAAAGUACAUUCCAAAGGUGAUGUACUAAAUAUCCUGUGUAUGGUGAAUAUUUUCUAGGUAAUAAGAAUUGCAGUUAACUGGCAGCAUUUUCUUUGUAACGUGUAAGAUAGUUAGACAUUUAUAACUUUGUGGGGCAUUGUUUAGGUACCGUGAAGACUUGAGGUGAAUUUAUGUCUUGUAAAAGCUUUGUGUAAGCAGAAUAUCUUGGCAAUUGUAGAUGCAUAUUUAACUCUGUUAAUAAUAACUCUAGAGAAAUCUUAAUUUUACCAGUAGGAAAAAAAUAUGACUACUUCUUCUUUUUAAAGAAUGCACGUGUCUACCCUUUAACCAUCCAGUUAAUAGAAAAGGAAUAACUUUAGAAUUAAGCUUUAAAACAUUAUAGAAAAUUUAAGCCAGUAUGUUAGGUUUUUUUUUUCUUUUCCACGCCAUAGCAGUAACAAAACGAAAUCUAUAAAAACUCAAAACGUUGAGAAAUUUUAAAAACAGGCUACUUUAGCAGUUUUUUUUUAAAGCAUUUAUAUUAGAACUGAUUAUACCAGAUGGGCAUUAAAUAGUCAUCUUAUAUAAUACCAAGAUUAGAUAUUGGAACCAGGCCUGAGUAUCCAUGUGAAAACAUGGGAACCUGACUUUAGAGCUCUUCACUUAGCUCUAAUCAUAGUAGUUCUAUGGUUUCUUCACAGUUACUUUGUGUCAUUGUCCAUAAAUGAAAUAUUUUGCAACUUUGGUGUUAAUUUCAUGAAAGGCUAUAGAUGAACAAACUUGCUCAUUAUUUGAUAUAAGAAGCAGAUUUAAAAUGAGUGUCACAUAUAAGUAGGUUAUUGAAUGGCUAUUUUUCUCUUUAAUUUAAAAAAGUAAUAUUUAUUAAAAGGAGCCUUGGUAGAAUGUUGUUUGUGGUAUGUUCUUUAGUAAACCUUGCAAUUACAUGUAGUAAUAAGGAUAUUAAAAUAUAAUAGUAUUCCCCAUUUUUGUCUAGAUUCUUGUGAAGUAUAAGAGUAAUCAAGGUGGCGGGUCUACAUCUAUGUGUUCGUCCCACAAGUAGAAUCCAUUUGACAUGCUGUGGCAUCUACUUUCUGGGAAAAGGGGACUUUUUUUUGCUGCAAGAAAUUUAAGGUUACUUUGGGGGAGAGGGUGGUGCUACUUCAACUGUAACAUGUUUUUAAAAUUAUGAUUAUAGGUUUCGGUUGUUUUGUUUCUAGUCUUUUAAAAAUAUUUUUUCCCUUAACUCUUAUCUUAAGGAAAGUCCCUCCCUUUCCUACAGGGCUGUGAAUUAAAGAACGGGUAGAGUUUACAUUUAAGUAUGCCAGUGUCUGCCCAGUUUCUUAAUGUAUGCAUUUGUUUUCCUUUUUAGUUAUUCUUUGAUCUAAAAUGCUGGAAGAAAACAUAGAUCUUCCUAGUGCCUUUGAACUUAUACUGUAGUCUAAUUUAAAUCAUUAAUAACUUAAAUAGCAUUACUACAAUACUGUAUACUGGCCAGAAUUACAAAUCGUAUGAUAA
Messenger RNA from Aethalodelphis obliquidens (Pacific white-sided dolphin), 5180 nucleotides. It is a transcript of the gene KIF3A, whose product is annotated as kinesin family member 3A. Lineage: Eukaryota; Metazoa; Chordata; Mammalia; Artiodactyla; Delphinidae. The coding region runs from base 152 to 2260 and encodes 702 amino acids. The record is from RefSeq and is a predicted model, not a curated record. The transcript is spliced from 18 exons. Gene Ontology annotation, molecular function: microtubule motor activity; ATP binding; microtubule binding. Gene Ontology annotation, biological process: microtubule-based movement.